Molecule: messenger RNA, 2715 nt
Organism: Anopheles coustani
Lineage: Eukaryota; Metazoa; Arthropoda; Insecta; Diptera; Culicidae
Gene: d4
Product: zinc finger protein DPF3
Exons: 1
Coding region: 65-1642 (525 amino acids)
Biological process (GO): nervous system development
Cellular component (GO): nBAF complex
Source: RefSeq, a predicted model, not a curated record
GUAGUGUGGUGAGGUGAUGAUUUGUGCGUCUAUUUUCUGAGUUUGUUAUUUCGAGCGUACAACAAUGGCGUCGCCCAAUAUAAAAGUGAACGUAAAUAAUCUGGAAAAGAUCGAAAGCUUCUUCAAUGAUCCCUCGUACAAGGAGAUCAUCGAGAACAGUGAAUCGUUCAACACGCGCCUCUGCCUCGAGCGGCGCCUCCGGAUGCCAUUCCUCGAUCCGCAGACGGGCGUCGCACAGAACCACUGUGCGCUGUUUAUGCACAGCCGCCACCGCAUUCCCGGCAUGAAGGAUGGCCAGGUGUACAGCUAUCCGGCGGCGCGUUGGCGCAAAUCCCGCCGCCAGUAUCUGCUGCAGAAACCGCAUCCGCCCUUCCCGGCCUACACGCAUCGGCCGUUCGGGCAUCUGCAGCCGGCCCCGCCACCCACGAUCCUGCCCGGAGUCGUCGGUGGCGGUGGUGGAGAUCGUGGAGGUGGUGGCGGAGGCGGCGUCGGUGGUGGUGGUGGUGGUGGUGGCAGCACGUACGAUUCGGAAAACUCCAACCUGGACCAGUCGAGUGCGGUCGAUGCGUCGGAUCUGAAGGAGCACGAGUCGGAGAAGUCGGGCAAGGAUUGGUACUACGACGAGAUGGAAAUGCACGACAUGGAAUCGUUCGAGGACCACGAUCUGCCCGACUCGGACUGUGACUACGAGGAAAGCUUCAGCCAGCGCAAGAAGAAAAGCAAGGGCGCCCGGAGUGGUGGCGGCGGAGGUGGCGGUGGUGGAGGCGGCGGUCGCAGCAAGUCGGGCGGUUCGUCGCUGUCGGACGCGAACAACCGGCGCGGUGGAAGAGGCGGCGGACGGGGCCGUGGCCGCAAAUCGCAAGGUAUUGGGGGCGAGCUGGGUCCUAGCUUCAAGGAUAUGGUGGAAACACCCAAGAAGAACCGUGUUCAAACACUACCCAACCUCACCCCCCAAUCGAACAGCUCAUCCCCACUGACCCUGCCCGGAGCCGGCGGACCUGGAGGAGCAGGAACCGAUGAGCUCCCGGUGCCGGAGCUGGUGCCAGAAGUGAAAAGCGAGACCAGCGGCGAAGCGGCAGACGGCGCGGGACCACCGAAGCAGGGAAAUCGUCCGGGAGCACCGAACCAUACCGUCGGGGGACCGGGAACAAACUCGAUCCCAGCGGGACCCGCAGCCAAUGCAAUGGUGGGCGUAUCGGCGGUAGGCGGUGUACCGACGGCUCCCGGACCGGGCAUCCCCGGUGUGGGUCAUGGUGGACCGACUGGUGCCGGCGCGGUCGAGAAAAGCCGUGCCGUGCCAUCGCCCUACUGUGACUUCUGUCUCGGCGAUGCGCGAGAGAACAAGAAAACAUUCGAACCGGAGGAGCUCGUUUCGUGCUCGGAUUGUGGCCGAUCCGGGCAUCCUUCCUGUCUGCAGUUCACCGCCAACAUGAUCAUCUCCGUGCGGAAAUAUCGGUGGCAGUGCAUCGAGUGCAAGUACUGCACCAUCUGCGGCACGUCGGACAACGACGAUCAGCUGCUGUUCUGUGACGACUGUGACCGCGGGUAUCACAUGUACUGCCUCUCGCCACCGCUUGUCUCCCCGCCGGAGGGCUCGUGGAGCUGCAAGCUGUGCAAGGAAGAGUUCCACAAGCCCAAGUAAUGGGUGGUCGAAGUAUUUUCGGGUGCUCAACUCAUUAGAGCAGUUUUUAUUACGUCGAAACAACCUUAUACGGUUCCUCCGUCAUAGAACACACCUUAAACGCUCGCUACGUAGGGAGUUCGAAGUUUAGAGAGGUAUUAGCAAUGGUAAAGGAGAGGUAUUAAAACCCACAGCACAUAAAGGACAGGACAAUUUAGUAUUAGGCGCGUGAAGAAAAACGCAAGCAAUACGUCUACCGUACUAUGGACGUCGAUCACGAUCACGGUAAAGGUUCGGAUCGAUCGGACGGAUUUUUUAAGAAAACUUUCUCUCUCUCUUUAGAUAUUUAUCUUUCACAACAGUAAACAGUAGAAAUCAUAUAUAAUAGUACGUCCGGUCGGCAACCACACCGGAUUCUAAUGUGCAUUUUACCCCACUCUCUCCGGAAGUGGAACCCUCCGCAUUCUUGCCGAGAUGGUAUUUUUGUUUUACGUGUGUUUUCGUGUGUAACAUUAGAUCUGUUUUUUUGUGUUCCGUUUUUUUUCUCUUCUCUGUUUUGUGUUGAAACCGUACAUGCAUUUCUUUUAGCUUUAUUUUUAAACAUUACACGGAUAAGAACAGUACUUAAGCACUAGAGCAGGGGAGAAAGGGGUUACAGUGCCCACUAAUGUUUUUCUUCAGCUAAAAAGGUAAAUUAACGCCCUUUUUGGGCAGCCAGCGAGGACCUGCCUUUCGUUUGCGAAUUCGUCGCAUUGUAGUGGACGUGGACAGUUUGUAACUUGUUGUGUUACAUGCCAAUCUCUCUUUCUCUCCUUCUUCGUCUCUCUUCCUGUCGCACAAACUCAUUGUCUAUCUCUCUAUGCCAGGAAAUAGGUUUAAACUUGUAUUAGGUACGCCGGUACGCCGCUGCCGUAAGACUUCUUAGGAUAAGAGAUUGUGACAAAGCGACAAAAUCUUAGGCACUAGUAAACGUUACAAAAUCACGCAAUAAUCAAGCUCCACGCGAUAAGUUCGCCCUACUGAUCGUACUACUCUUGCAGCAGCUAAAUAUACAUAUAACUAGAAAGCAUAUAAGUAAACAGUAUCCAACUUUA